AUGGCCGAAGAUUUGUUGAGAGAGAACAAUGCUCGAAGGGAACCACCAGCCCAAGCGGCCCCUAGAACGCUUCGAACGUACACACAACCGAAGCACACUCAACUACUCUCUUGCAUUAACAAGGAGCCGUUGGAGGACUUUGAACUCCAACCACAAUGCAUCCAAAUGCUCAACAACAUGAGUUUCCGGGGUAGGCCCAAUGAGGAUCCAAAUGCUCACCUUACCAAUUUCAAGAUGAAUUGUAAGGCGAUAAAGAAAGGGCCGGGAAUCACCACGGAAGAUGUGCUCCUUGAGGCUUUCCCAUACUCACUCAUGGAGAGAGCAAGAGAUUGGCUCUACACUCUUAAGCCAAACUCCAUUUCAUCUUGGGACGAGAUAGAGGAGCAGUUCCUUAUGCAAUACUAUUCACCCACCAAAACUCAACACGCAAGGAAUCAGAUCAAUGCUUUUAUACAAGAGGAUGGGGAGAAUCUUCAUGAUGCAUGGGAACAAUUUAAAGAAUACCAAAGGAUGUGCCCUCACCAUGGAAUGGAACGAGAUUACCUCCUAUCUAUCUUCAUUCAUGGAUUAAAAGAUGACACUCGAUCAUGGAUCGAUGCGGCAUGUGGGGGUGACAUCUAUGACAUCCCUUUUCAAGAGCUAGAAGCAACAAUUGCAAAGUUGGCCAAAGGGCGAGGCCAUACAUCAAAUGAGUUCAGUAGGAGGGGCUCAACAAAGGGAGAUGCGGGAGAAGGAGCAGCACUCAAGGCAGUGUUAUCUGAACUUGCUGAGAUACGGAUACAACUUGCGCACAGUAAGCAAGUAGCAGCUAUAGAGGAGCCAAGUUCAGCACAAAUCCAACCGGGGAUGUAUUUGGUCAAUCAAGAAGCGGAGGAAGCCAAUUAUGUUGGUCCAAACCAAUACAACCACCCCUCCAACCUAUACCAUCCCGGGUUAAGGAACCACCCAAACUUCUCCUACAAGAACCAAACAAAUGCAACGAACCCGCAAUCGACGGGCGCCCUACCCUCAUUUUAG
Tarenaya hassleriana is the source of this 1017-nucleotide messenger RNA. RefSeq lists its product as uncharacterized. NCBI's taxonomy places the organism in Eukaryota, Viridiplantae, Streptophyta, Magnoliopsida, Brassicales, Cleomaceae. The transcript has a single exon. The record is from RefSeq and is a predicted model, not a curated record. Bases 1 to 1017 code for a protein of 338 amino acids.